Messenger RNA from Triticum aestivum (bread wheat), 1805 nucleotides. RefSeq lists its product as uncharacterized. Lineage: Eukaryota; Viridiplantae; Streptophyta; Magnoliopsida; Poales; Poaceae. The record is from RefSeq and is a predicted model, not a curated record. Bases 103 to 1428 code for a protein of 441 amino acids. The transcript is spliced from 6 exons.
CCCACCCUCCUCUUCCCUUCGUCCUCCACCCCGCAGAUCACUACCCUAAUCCAUCCAAUCUAUUUCCCCACCCCUCUUCCCCUUCCCUCACAGCCGCCAUGGAUGAACAAGACUGAACAAAAUAGAAACCCAAGCCACAACUGGAGAAAAAAGCAGAGGGAGAAGUCAAUUACAGAAGAAAACAUGACGGGCAUGGAAGGCUCUUACCAGGCAAAUGAAGUGUUCUAUGGAGGCGACUACAUUGGUACUCAGCCUGUGCGCUCCCAGUACCCGGGAAUGUGGUUUGACCCAAGGAUUUCUCAAAAGCAAUGCGACGGGGUUAAUUUUCUACAGAUGAUUCCGCCUUACUCAUUGGCCUAUCCGGUCCAUCAGAUUGGAACAUCGACACAUCCUCUGGCUGUUGUGAGUAACAAUUCCGUUCCGGUGACUGGACAACAGGCUACCCCAGUUGUCAAACAUAAAGAAAAUGCAUUAGUGUUGAGUCCAGGCUUUGGCAUGAACAUGUCAUACACACAAAUGUUGCUUGCGGCUGAAUCAGAGGAUCCUCUAUUUGGUUCACCACACACAAAGUACUAUCCUGUUGGGGCUGAGAAUGAGACAUUUAUGAUAACUGGACGAAACACAAGGUUGAGCGAGCUAGUUGACAUGGACAAUCCAAAAUCAAGCAAGUACAUUGAACAAGAUGAUCCUAGCAAUUGGAACAACAACCAGACAGAUUUCCAGGAGGCUGAUUUAGCAUUGCAAACUGUCACAUGGGAUGAUGGCGUCCCAGCUCAUGGUGCAGAGCUCUUGCAGGCUCUAGGGAUUUGUCCUGGAGACAAUCAAAAUGAAGACGAUACAUGCAGUGAAGAUUCAGACACCGAUCCAAGUGCAUUUAACAAAGUGCUAGUUGUUGGUGAAGAAGAUGCUAAUCAGGUAGUUGCUGGACAUGGUGAUAACGAAGUUGUGGACGAUGACGCUAACCAAUUCUCGCCAGAUGACAUUGACAAUUUCCUCGAGAAUGAUUCGGUUCUCGCUGCUCAGACUUGUAGCCAAGAGGUUCGCAGCCGCCAUGUCCCGCAAAUGGGUAUGGAUUUCGAGACAUCGAAAGGAGCACAAGCAUUCUACAACAACUAUUCUUGCUUGUGUGGAUUUGCUGUGCGAAAAGCAUCAAACUAUUGUGGGCAAACUAGCGCAGGGGGUGGCGAGUCCCGAUGUAUUUUCAGAUGCAACAGGGCUAGAAAGGUGCUUGAUGAGGAACAGAAGAAGGCUAAGAGGCAACAAAGAAAGGAUAGGUGGCAACAACGAACUAGAAAGCUAGCACCAGAGACAAGGAAGAGAAAAAGGAAUGUCAUUGAUGUCACAGGGUGUCAGGCUAAACUGGUUUUCACCAAAAAAAUGACAGAUGGUUUAUCACAGACAUCAACCUCGAGCACAACCAUGACUUGAGUCCACCGGAUGAAUCAAAGUUUCUGAGGUCGCAUAAGCAAAUGACAGAUGAAGAAAAGUUGUUAGUGAGAACACUGAACUCAGCAAAACUGCCAACAAGAAAAAUAAUGGACAUACUAUCAUUUUUAAGGCAUGGCCCUCUUCCAUACACGAAAAAUAUGUGACGAAUGUGAGGGCAUCGAUCAGGAAAGAGAAUGAUGGCAAUGAUAUGAUGCAGCUGCUCAACUACUUCAGGACCAAGCAAGCAGAAGAUCCAAGAUACUACUACAAGUUUAAGGUUCAUCCGCAAAAACCAAGCAAAGUGUUGUGCAUUCUCUGAGUUGGUGGCUACUCAAGGAAAAUGUAUGAUCUGUAUGGAGAGAGCCUAAGUUUUGUGA